Molecule: messenger RNA, 3124 nt
Organism: Ceratitis capitata (Mediterranean fruit fly)
Lineage: Eukaryota; Metazoa; Arthropoda; Insecta; Diptera; Tephritidae
Gene: path
Product: proton-coupled amino acid transporter-like protein pathetic
Exons: 10
Coding region: 524-1984 (486 amino acids)
Biological process (GO): amino acid transmembrane transport
Cellular component (GO): vacuolar membrane
Molecular function (GO): amino acid transmembrane transporter activity
Source: RefSeq, a predicted model, not a curated record
UCAGUUGCUGUGAAUUUUUGAAUAGAAACGGUUGCGUGUGUGGUAAUUUUUGGUGCGGAGCUGGUUUCUAAAUUCAUUUUUUACUUUUACCACAAACUUUAAAUUUAGAACUUUUUCUAAAUAGAAUUUUAAAGAGCAAAAAUAUUCAAUUAGUUUAUAUGGAACAAUUUUCAUAUUGUUAGUGUUGGAUAAAUGUCAUUUUAUUAGUGCAAAAAAUAAAGGAAAGAAGAAGAGUGCACUAAAUAUUAUAUUUUAUUCAUAUCGAGCGGCAGCAGCGGUAUUUGACAAAAGUAGAAAAGUGAACAUUAAAUGUUAAAUAUAUUUUAAAAGCGGCAUCAGCAAAUAACGGGAAAAUCAUCAGUUAAUUUUUACACCCACAACCGGCUGUGAGAAAAGGAGCUGUUUAUUCAUAUAAACGUGAAGUGAGCUCAUUAGUCGUAAUUGCUACUGAGAGGCUAUUCACAUUAUCGAAUUAAGACUGGUUUUGUGUGAGUUUUGAGUGAAACAAGAACACAAUAACAAAAUGGUUAACAUAGGGGACAGCGGUGGCAAACAUGCACCACAAGAAAUGGAACAAUUUCUGCCCGGCGAUGGUAUUAGUAAUAACAAAUACAAGAUACAGCCGCGUAAAGAUGUCGAACAGGCGCUGGCGUCAUCAGAUUUCGAUCCCUUCGUGGCACGCAAAGUGGAACACCCAACAACUGAUAAUGAAACACUUACACAUUUGCUGAAAGCCUCGUUGGGCACUGGAAUUCUAUCCAUGCCGAUCGCCUUCAUGUACUCUGGUAUUAUACUUGGCAUUUUCGCUACCAUCUUUACAGCUUUCGUUUGUACACACUGCAGUUAUGUAUUGGUGAAAUGCGCUCACAAACUCUACUAUAAAACACGUCGCACACAGAUGAGUUUUGCCGAAGUUGCUGAAAUAGCAUUUCAAAGUGGACCGAAAUGGGCGCGUGGCUUCGCGCCAAUUGCCAAGUUUUCCAUACUUUUUGGACUCUUUCUAACCUAUUUCGGUACUUGUUCGGUGUAUACAGUUAUUGUGGCGAAGAAUUUCGAACAGGUCAUGGAACAUUGGUUGGGCUAUGAAAUCUCAUUGCGCCUGCUCAUCUCCGCUCUUCUAAUUCCACUCAUCUUACUCUCGUGGAUACCGAAUCUGAAGUACUUGGCACCUGUGUCAAUGAUAGCCAAUGUCUUCAUGGGUCUUGGUUUGGGCAUUACCUUCUAUUAUUUGGUUAGUGAUUUACCACCGAUUACAACACGCGAAUUUGCCAAUGUAUCAACAUUGCCAGCUUUCUUUGCCAUCACCAUUUUCGCUAUGGAAGCAAUUGGUGUUGUAAUGCCAUUGGAGAAUAAUAUGGAGAAACCACAGCAUUUCCUCGGCAUCUGCGGUGUGUUGAGUCAGGGUAUGUCGGGUGUAACGUUGAUUUAUAUGGCGCUUGGUUUCCUGGGUUAUUUGCAUUAUGGCACAGACACCGCGGAGAGUAUUACAUUGAAUUUGCCGGUACAUGAAUGGCCCGCGCAAGCUGUCAAAGUGUUGAUCGCUUUGGCUGUGUACUGUACCUUCGGUUUGCAAUUUUAUGUGUGCCUUGAGAUUGUCUGGGAUGGUAUUAAGGAUAAGUGUCAAAAACGUCCAGUAUUGGUUAACUAUGUGUUGAGAACCGUCCUUGUCACUGCCGCCGUUGUACUGGCCGUUUCAGUGCCAACUAUAGCGCCAUUUAUGGGCCUUAUCGGUGCCUUCUGCUUCUCCAUGCUCGGUCUUAUAUUCCCUGUAUUCAUUGAGCUCAUCACUCAUUGGGAUACCGGUUUCGGUCCUGGCAAUUGGAUUUUAUGGAAAAAUAUUGUAAUCGCAUUUUGUGGCGUGGCAGCGCUUGUUUUCGGCUCUAUGAGUGCAAUAAAUGACAUUAUCAAAGUGUACACCGAAACUGCGCCGCAAGCUACAGUAUUGAGUGAGACUCUCGGCAAGCUGAAUGGUACUACGCUUUGAGCGAUAUAAAAGCGUAUACUUAUAUCAUACAUAUACAUAUAUGUACACAUGGGAAUAUGUGUGGCUGAAUUUUAAAAGAGCGUUUCGUUAUAAAACAUUGCACACACCACCAACAGCAACAAUAUUAGUAACACCACCAAAAUACACUAAAAUUGAAGUAUAUAAAUAUAUCACCGCUAUACCGUUGGAUAAUUUAAUUGAAUUUUAAUUAUUUAGUAUAAAGUACAAAUAAGUAAUUGUAUUUAUAUGAUACAUACAUAUGUAUAUUGUUGCUAAUAAUAUCUCUCUCUCUCUACAUACAUACAUACAUAGCGCAUACAACAUAUUGUACUACACAUUAUGCAUAUACACGUAUGUACAUUAUGUGUGGUUUAUGGAGAAAAAAUUUUUUUUUUAGAUUAAAAACAAAAAGACAACGUAUAUGUGUACGUGUAUGUAAAAACCAAAAGACAACGGAAAUAUGUAUUAUGUAUGUAUGUAUGUAUAAAAGUGCCUCUUUUGUUUCUAAACAACUAUUUGUGCUAGUUAUGUAGAUACAUAUAAACAUUGGAAGCAAAUUUUAGCACUACAACGUUUGUUGCAAAUUUACUGUAUCAAAUGUAUACGUACAUAUGUAUGUAUGUAAGUAAAAAUAGUUAAAGACAAACAACGAUAGUUAAUAAUAAUUAAAUUCAAUUCAUCCUCAAUGCAUACAUACAAUAUAUACAUACAUACAUGAUUAGCUAGAUGCUAAGUGUAAAGAGUGCUAGAAAAAAAUCUUAAGUUUUAAAGCAAAAAUGUAGAUUUUAAUUAUAUAUAUACAUAUACAUAUAUAUAUAUAUAUAUGCAAUUCGAAAGAAAAUGUAUCUAUGUGCAUGUGUACAGUUCUUGUAUUUCAAUAUGUUUGUUAGUAUGUAUUUAUAUUUUCUAUUUUUUUUGCAAAUUUUAUAUUGAAUAAUUUUUUCUUCGGGCAAACUAAAUAAGUUUAUACCUUCACAGCGAUUGUACGUACAUAUGCAUAUAUUUUAUUUGCUUUAUUUUUAAUUUGUAAAAUUUCACGAAAUAGUAUUUGAUAUCCAUAAGCCAUCCAUACUAAAUUACUCAGAAUAUAUUUUUAUUAAAAUAUUGUAAUAAUUCUAGUAAUAAAAUAUUGAAAAAUAA